Messenger RNA from Arachis duranensis, 837 nucleotides. Its product is annotated as ubiquitin-conjugating enzyme E2 4. The record is from RefSeq and is a predicted model, not a curated record. Bases 16 to 570 code for a protein of 184 amino acids. The transcript is spliced from 6 exons. Gene Ontology annotation, molecular function: ubiquitin conjugating enzyme activity. Gene Ontology annotation, cellular component: nucleus. NCBI's taxonomy places the organism in Eukaryota, Viridiplantae, Streptophyta, Magnoliopsida, Fabales, Fabaceae. Gene Ontology annotation, biological process: ubiquitin-dependent protein catabolic process; protein polyubiquitination.
AAGAAAGAGAAAACGAUGUCUUCUCCAAGCAAACGUCGAGACAUGGACUUGAUGAAACUGAUGAUGAGUGAUUACAAGGUGGAAAUGAUGAACGAUGGCAUGCAAGAGUUCUUUGUAGAAUUUCGCGGACCAAAAGACAGUCCCUAUCAAGAUGGUGUGUGGAAGAUUAGGGUGGAGCUACCUGAUGCUUAUCCUUAUAAGUCCCCCUCUAUUGGUUUUGUAAACAAAAUUUACCACCCCAAUGUUGAUGAAAUGUNNGGAUCAGUUUGCUUAGAUGUUAUUAACCAGACUUGGAGUCCCAUGUUUGACCUUGUUAAUGUGUUUGAAGUGUUUCUUCCUCAACUUCUUCUGUACCCGAACGCAUCAGAUCCGUUGAAUGGUGAUGCUGCUGCCUUAAUGAUGCGAGAUCAUGCAGCAUAUGAACAAAAAGUCAAAGAAUAUUGUGAAAAAUAUGCCAAGCCAGAAGAUAUUGGAGCUACUCAGGAAGAAAAUUCAAGUGACGAUGAGCUAAGUGAAGAAGAAUAUGAUGCCUCUACUGAUGACGCCAUUGCAGGGGAACCUGAUCCUUAGAUGUUCACUCGCAUUACCUGCAUUAUUCACUGUGUUGCUUGUACAUGAUUUGUUAUUGAGUACUGGAAUUGAAAGACACAAAAUCUCAAGGUUGAAGGGAAAAAUUUUAACCUUUCUUUCUAUUCCAUGGACCAUGGUGGUUGUGUAAAUUGAUUUAUGAUUCAGAUAAUUACUUUUUUCUGAUAUAAGGUUACAAUAUCUGAAGGUUCAUCCUGGAUUUGCAUAUCAAAUCAUUUAUUAGAGUUUUAAUUAAACUGUGUUCUCUCA